CACUAAGCGAUACAACCAUCCGAAACCAAGGGCCUCUCUCCUUCUCUCUCUCUCUUUCUCUCUCUCUGUGCAAGCACUUCCUAUUGACGCCAAAGUUCCGAAUAUAAAACGUAACCUUCACACAAGGAACUUGAAUCUCCCGUUCAAGAGCCACACCCCACUUUCCUUAUUUUUUCUCCGCAAGGAUUUGUGGCCAUUGGAGAAGCCGUCAUGUGCAGGAUUCACCCUGACGAGGACCGGUGCGAAUACCGGCUGCGCCGGGAGAGGAAUGGAGACUCCGGCGGUGACGCCAUUAGCCCGUCGAAGCUCACCGUGUGGAAGAAGUCGAGCAUGAGCUUCCAAGGGACCGACGGGUUCACGGUAUUCGAUCAGCGCGGGAGGCUCGUCUUCCGGGUCGAUAACUACUCGAGGAAAGGUCAGUGCGCGUACGGAGGAGGGGGGCUGGUGCUGAUGGAUGGAGUUGGAAAUGCCCUUCUAACUUUGAGACCUCAGGUUCUGAGCAUGCAAUGCCAGUGGCACGCCUAUAAGGGAGAGAACGACAAUGGAAAGAGAACUCCCAAUUUGAGAGUAUUUUCCAUGAGGAGGACUUCACUGCUCUUUCACAAGAACAGCAACAUUGAAGCCGAGGUGUUCUUGGGAGGGUGUGCGAAGCACGGUCAGGCGCCGGAUUUCGCAAUCGAAGGCUCGUUCACGAGGCGAAACUGCAUCAUCAGGAGCUCCGCGGGGGAGAUCACGGCGAAGAUAUCGAGGAAGAGAGCAAACACGGUGGUCCUGCUCGGGGACGACGUGUUCAGCUUGGUGGUGCAACCCGGGUUCGACCCGGAGCUCGCCAUGGCAUUUGUCGUGAUCUUGGAUCGGAUCUGUAGGAAACCCUACACGCCAGUUUUGUGUUCUUAGAUGACGACGGUGAAUGAAUACUCACAGAGCGAAGAGAGAGACGCACAUAGUAGUCAGCCACAUUCAUAGAUUUCUUAUUGUUCAAUCUUAUUUUGUUCGCAGAAGCCUUGUAUUGUAUAUUCCUGACAAGGUUUGAAACUGGAAAUGCCAUGGCUUUAACUUAAGGACGAACCUAAGUCACUUUCCAUAUAUGAAAUCAGCAUUUCUAUUUCAA
Molecule: messenger RNA, 1111 nt
Organism: Syzygium oleosum
Lineage: Eukaryota; Viridiplantae; Streptophyta; Magnoliopsida; Myrtales; Myrtaceae
Product: protein LURP-one-related 5-like
Exons: 2
Coding region: 211-897 (228 amino acids)
Source: RefSeq, a predicted model, not a curated record